UGAGAGUUAUACAUAUGAAUCCUUUAUGGCUAUUCAGUAUAUAACUGCUAGUAGUGGUGGUUAUUGGGAUAUAAAGUAUUAUUUAUCAAUUAAUUAUAUUUGGGAUUUUUUUUUGAGAAAAUGUUUGGGAUAAAGGGUAGUGCAGACUGGUAGUGGGGUUGAAGAAGAAGAAGAAGAAAGUGGUUAUGGCUAUGGAGAAGGGUAAGGUAAGAGAUUUGGGUCAUCUGUAUGUGACGAUAUUUCUCUACUUCUUUGGAAACAUGGCUAUGAUUCCAGUCAUUACAGAUGUGACCAUGUCUGCUCUUUGCCCUGGUCAAGAUGAGUGCUCUUUUGCUAUAUACCUUACUGGGAUUCAACAAGCGAUAAUAGGGCUGGGAAUGAUGGUGAUGACACCCUUGAUAGGGAACCUAUCAGACAAGUAUGGCAGAAAAUCUCUACUCACACUUCCAUUGACGCUCAACAUUAUUCCACUUGUGAUUCUGGCGUAUAGCCGAGCCACUAAUUUCUAUUAUGCACACUAUGGGAUCAGAACUCUAACUGCCAUGGUUUGUGAUGGCAGCACCAUGUGUCUCGCUCUUGCAUAUGUGGCAGACAAUGUUUCGGAGCAUAAAAGAACCACAGCAUUUGGAAUUCUAUCUGGUGUUACUUCAGCUGCUUAUGUUUGUGGAACUUUAGCAGCUCGUUUGCUCUCCACUGCUUCAACUUUUCAGGUUGCUGCAGCAGCAACUAUGUCUGCAGCCGUAUACAUGAGAAUUUUCCUCAAAGAAAGCUUGCCUGAUGAGGAAGGCUUGUUGCAGCCUAUCUUGAAAGAUCAGCAUGACAUCGAAAAUAAUGUUGAAUCAUCGACAAGAACUCGGGUUUUUAAGAACCUUCCAACUCUGCAAGAUCUACUUUGCUUGCUGAAGAUUAGUAAGACAUUGUCACAAGCAGUAACCGUUUCCUUCUUCCUUAGUCUUGCUGAGGGUGGCUUUCAAGCUUCAUUAUUGUAUUUCUUAAAGGCUCGUUUUCGGUACAACAAGAACCAAUUUGCUGAUAUAAUCCUCAUAAAUGGGGUUGCAGCAACCAUUUCUCAGCUAUUUUUAAUGCCCUUGAUUGCCCCAGUUAUUGGAGAGGAAAAGUUGCUUUCUAUAGGGCUCUUUGUGGCUUGUAUAAAUACUUUUGUUUUCAGCUUAGCAUGGUCAGCUUGGGUCCCUUAUGUCAUCUCAGUGUUUGCAAUUUUUUCUGUCGUUGCAACCCCAACAGUGCGCAGCAUUGCAUCCAAACAAGUUGGCUCUGGGGAGCAGGGGAAGGCUCAAGGAUGUAUUUCAGGGAUAAGUUCCUUUGCCAAUAUCAUUUCUCCGUUGAUUUUUAGUCCUUUGACAGCUUUAUUCCUAUCCGAAAGAGCACCAUUUUAUUUCCCUGGUUUCAGCAUUAUGUGCAUUGGCCUUGCCAUGAUGAUUGCCGUCAUUCAAAGUACUAUGAUCAAACCUGUUCCCCACAUAUCAAAUCAGAUAACAAGCGCAUAGAAGAUGAGUAAUGAGAGCAUGGAUUCUCUUUCUCUGCUAGUCAUAUUCCUCUGGAAUCUCUAAUGAAGUCGAAGGAGAAGACAAGAAAAGUAAAAACAUAAGCUAAUGAGAUUGACUAGGAAGAAGUAAAAGUUGGCCACUUCAAUGGCCCCCGACUGCAUUAUAUAAUUCAUGUAUACAUAUGUUUUGCACAGUGUUAGAGCAAUGACAUUUAAAAUCCAGUCCGCAGAGAAACAUGUAAAUUAUCUAUUACUAAUGGCUAGACAUUGCACUAUAA
Humulus lupulus (European hop) is the source of this 1782-nucleotide messenger RNA. RefSeq lists its product as uncharacterized. Gene Ontology annotation, biological process: transmembrane transport. The coding region runs from base 186 to 1505 and encodes 439 amino acids. Lineage: Eukaryota; Viridiplantae; Streptophyta; Magnoliopsida; Rosales; Cannabaceae. Gene Ontology annotation, molecular function: transmembrane transporter activity. The transcript is spliced from 14 exons. The record is from RefSeq and is a predicted model, not a curated record.